This is a messenger RNA of Kogia breviceps (pygmy sperm whale), 510 nucleotides long. RefSeq names its product E3 ubiquitin-protein ligase MARCHF2-like. The transcript has a single exon. The coding region runs from base 1 to 510 and encodes 169 amino acids. Lineage: Eukaryota; Metazoa; Chordata; Mammalia; Artiodactyla; Physeteridae. The record is from RefSeq and is a predicted model, not a curated record.
AUGAGGAAGAGGGACUGCUCUGGCAGCCCUGCUUUUUCCAUGGUACUGGAGGUCAAGAGUCUCAGUCCACCCCAGUACACGCAGGUGACUUCAAGGGGGGUGGCCUGCUCCUCGCAACCGGCAUCGAGGCCUUGGACGCGCCAAGAGAUGGGCCCUUCUACGGAUCUGCCGAGACGGAGCGAAGGGGGAGAGCUUGCGGUUUCCGCAGGCUGCACCGGCCCACUGGGCCCAGUACACGAGAGCUGUCCAGAAAGGUGGCUCUCCUCGUCCACCACCAGCUACUGGAGCUCUGCCACACGGUGCUUGUGGCGGAGAAGUGGCCCAGCCCCUCACAGAUGGUUUGAAGGCCCCAGGGCCUUGCACAAAGGAGCAGACGCUCUGCUGCGACCAAGCCCGCUUCCAGCUCUUCAUGGCGCGAGCUACUUCCGGCUCCACCUCCGCCUCCAGGGCAGGAGCUCACGCCUCACCCUGGUCCUCUUCACGGCUUCUGACGCCGCUUACAGCCUCUGA